GCGCGGACUAAACGGAAGUUUAGACGGUUGCUCUGGGUGAAAACUGACAGCAUCUAAUCAAACAAAACUUGUUUUCUUCCUCUAAACUAACCCAGUCUCCCCUUUCCCUCACCCAUGGCAUCCAGUUCUAAUAUUGAUAUUGAGGGGGCGACUCAGCACCUUCGGGACAUCCUCAAACUCGACCGUCCUGGGAACAGCACCGAUGCACAGUCAAGGGAUGAUCAGAGGAAGCCAUCUUUCAAUGGAGAGCUGAAUGGUUUACUGGGAGUAGGUCUGCUAGGAAGCACUGAUCGGUCAACCAUGUCUGAAUCAACCAGACCCAUCUCCACAGACAUUAGCAGUGCUCAGGAGAGUCAGAUGAUCUGCCUGUCUGGUGACGAUGGGUCCACCUGCAUCCCCAUCACCUCAAACAAUGUGGAGAUUGUGGCAAGUCAAGACUCUAGCAUCAACAGCAAGGCACGAGGCAGCAACAAGGUUAAGAUUCAGCCCGUUGCCAAGUACGACUGGGAGCACAAGUAUUAUUAUGGGAGGCUGAUAGCUGUGUCCAACUCCUUCCUGGCCUACGCCAUCAGAGGAACCAACAACCAUGCAAUGAUUCGGGUCCUGAGUUUGGAUUUUAACGAGCGCUCCCUCCUGAAGGGAUUCACCGGGGCCGUCACAGAUCUGGCUUUUGCCCAUCUCAACUCCUCGCUCUUGGGUUGUGUAGAUGAAGCAGGAAACCUGAUGGUCUGGCAGCUCACCUUCACCGGCGGCAAGAUACUAGAUCAGAUUGUGGUUCACAUCCAACGACCGGAAGACACUCCGCUGAACUCCCAUCGCCGGCUUAUCUGGUGCCCGUUCAUCCUGGAUGACAGUGAGGAGAACCAGGAUGACGUCAGCCAGACUUUGGCUCUUCUACAUGAAGACAGGGCUGAGGUUUGGGACCUUGAAAUUUUGCGAGCGUCCAACAGCAGCUGGCCCGUUGAUGCCACAGAACUCAAAGAUGGACUCAUCGCAGUCAAGGGCCAUACUCAGCGAGUGAGUGAAGGUGCGUUGUCUCCCGAUGGGACGGUGUUGGCCACCGCCAGUCAUGAUGGAUACAUCAAGUUCUGGCAGAUAUACAUAGAAGGUGGACAAGAUAAGCCCAGAUGCCUGCAUGAAUUGCAGCCUCAUGGAGGACGUCCCCUGUCCUGCCUCCUUUUCUGUGAUAACCACAAGAGACAGGACCCAGAGGUUCCUUUCUGGCGAUUUCUGAUAACGGGAGCGAAUCAGAACCAGGAGUUGAAGCUGUGGUGCACCGUUUCCUGGACCUGUUUACAGACGAUCAGAUUCUCGCCAGAUCCGUUCAAUUCAUCAGCUCUGCCAAGUCUAAAGGCCAGCCUGGAUCUUUCUGCUGAGUAUUUGAUCCUGACCGACGUUCAGAGGAAGGUUCUCUACGUGAUGGAGCUGCAUCAGGACCUGGUGAAGGGGAAGGCGACUUUCACAGCUGUGUCAGAGUUCCUGCUCACCCACCCUGUGCUCAGCUUUGGGGUCCGGGACGUCACCCACAGCCGACUGCGACACACCGAGGUCCUCCCUGCAGAGGAGGAGAGUGAGAGCAUGACAACAGAAAGCACUCAAGGACCCACAGAAUCCAAAUCUGGGAUCCAAAUUAAACUCUACUGUGUUCACACAAAGAGUUUACAGGAUGUCCAGAUCUGGUUUCAGCCCAGUGUGUAUUCCAACUCAGCCGACUUUCUCCCCCACUCCGAUUCUCAAGAUGGUUUUACAGGUUUUUCAGACCAUCUCACCGACCAGAGCUCUGAUAAGGAAUCUGGAAGUGGCUCCCAGACUGACCUGAGAAAGAUCCCAUCACUUCCUGCUCCUUCCGACUUCCUGGCAAACUCGGGCAACGAUGGUGGGUCGAUGCCCAAACUGAUGACUCCAGAUGCCUUCAUGACACCAAGCACUUCGGUACCGGCAUCUCCUGGCAGCAGCGCCAGCAGUCUGACCGUCGUGACGGGCAUCAGCAGCAACUCUGACUCGACUAACAGAGCGAUGGAUGAUGUCAGCCAGAGUCCCAGCAGAGGAGACAACAGUGGCAGCAGUCUGGGUCUUUCUACCUCCACCAGCAGUCCAAGGACUGCUUCUGCUGUGCUGCUGUCUGGACUAGAAAACCUACCGGCUUUGGCAUCCCCUGGUGGUCCUCUGGCACUCGACAACCCUCAGGUCCUGGAUUCUCCCCUGCUGCCACCUCUGGCCUCUCCAACUAGGGCCCGUUCCCCUGAUGUCAUCUCCUCAGCCUCCACGGCCAUGUCUCAGGACAUGCCAGAGAUUGCAUCGCAGACGCUGCAGCUGCAGCGUGGACUUGUGUCAAACCUGGAGUCCUUACCUCUGUCUGCCCUGCAGACGGACAGUAUGGCUUCUGCUGCCUCUGCUCUGCACCUGCUGACCUCACCACGCACAGCCAACAGCAACAGCUUGUUGCCUCUUGAACUUGGAGGAGCAGACGUGCCAGUAGGUUCAGCAGACUCUGAGUCCAGACUAAGCAGCACCCCAUCUCUACUUGAGAACGCAUUAUCCCAGGAAAACCCCGGGGUAGGAGGAAGCUCCUCGGAUGGCAACGUUAGCCACACAGCUUGGCCGGCUGCACCAGACAUCACCAGGGAAACCAGGAACAGUCUCAGAGACAAUGGGCUUGGAGAGUGUUCAAGAGAAGAGUCGAAGGAAAGGCACUUGAGCUCAUCUUAUCACCGGCGCUCCUAUCAUCUCACGCAGAACGACAGUCAGGACGGCGGCGCUGAGCAGAGUGAUCCUGAUGACGAGGUGGCCAGUCUGGCGUCAUCUUCUGGAAACUGUGGCUCUCGCUCUUCUCACAGAAUACCAGUUAAGGACUGGAAGAUGUCCCCACGAGGCUCGCCUAAAGUAAAGAGGAAGAUCAGGAAGGACGACGGCGAGUCGUCUCAGUCCAGACAGAUGGAUCCUGGUCAGCAGUUCAGCGCAGAUUCACAGGACGAGCUGCUGAUGCUGCUGCGCGCCCAGCAGAGGGAGUUAACUGAACUGUGGGGGCUGACUGAGACCAUGCCCAGCGCCAUUAUGGCUCAGGUUGAGCACGUCCUGAUUAAACAUCAGGAACAAGAGCACCGCAGACUAGAACGAGUCCUGGCCGAAAGCCAGAACUGCCACCAGCAGCUUCAGGAGCAGCUCAGCCAGCAGCUCAGCCACGCUCUCAGCGCAGCGCUCACCAACAGGAUGGACAAAGUGCUGCGAGAGGAGAUGAAGAAAACGGUCCCACAAACCAUUUCCAAGAGUCUGGAGCCGGUGACGGGUCAGCUGAAUAACACAAUCGCUGCUAAACUGACUGCUGUGGAGGUCACCCUGAAAGACAACAUGAUAAAAGUGGUCAAAUCCAAGAACACAACAGAUGCCAUCGGUCGAGCAGCGGCUGAAGCCAUUCAGGGACCCAUCCAUGCAGCCUAUAAAGACACUUUCCAGAGCAUCGUGCUGCCUAUCUUUGAAAGAGGCUGCCAAUCCAUGUUUCAGCAAAUCAACGACAGCUUCAAACAAGGCACGCUAGAAUACAUCCAGCAGCUCGAGACUCACAUGAAGAGCAGGAAGCAGAGAGAACAGGAGACACGGGACCCGAUGAUAGGGCAGCUCCAGCAGAUGAUCGACAGCUUCCAAAGCUCCACCGAUCAGCUGGCCAACAACAUCACAGCUACCGUCCGGGCUGAGGUCCAGCACCAGAUGCAGAUGAUGGUGGGAAAUCUGCAGGAGUCCAUUCUUAGUCAUGUGCAGCGGAUCGUCAAAGGGGAAGUGAGUCUGGCGAUGAAGGAGCAGCAGGCCGUGGUCACCUCCAGCAUCAUGCAGGCGAUGCGGUCGGCGGCAGGAACACCCGUCCCCACAGCACACCUCGACUACCAGACGCAGCAGGCUAGCAUCCUGCAGCUCCUCCAGCAGGGCCAACUCAACCAGGCUUUCCAGCAGGCGCUGUCAGCAACAGAUCUCAACCUGGUCUUGUAUGUGUGCGAGACCAUCGACUCGCAGCAGGUGUUCGGUCAGCACCCGUGUCCUCUCAGCCAGCCCGUGCUGCUUUCGCUCAUCCAGCAGCUUUCCUCCAACCUCACUACCCGGUCUGAGCUCAAAAUCAGCUAUCUGGAGGAUGCAGUGAUGAACCUGGACCACAGCGACCCCCUGACCAGAGACCACAUGGCCUCCGUGUUGACUCAGGUCCGGCCGAGGCUCAUCACCUUCCUUCAGCAGGACCCCCACAGCUCGCUCAGCAAGAGGGCUCGGCGCCUGGUCAUGAUGCUGCAGGGACUCGUCAACCACUAGUCAUUUGUUUGCCACCUGGAUGCCAAUCAUGUUUCUCUACAAAUGUUUCAGAGGAUGAAGCAUCAGGGACCGCCUCCAUCUGCUUCAACCAGACUUUUAAACCCAACAUCCAGCCGUUUUUCCUCCCAUCUUUCCUUCUUGCACCACUGAGGUUAAUAAAUGGACUUUUUCUUUUUGUUACUCAAUUUUUUCCUGCUUGGACGGUGAUGGUCUGGACAGAACGAUUGUCAAUUUAAGUUUGCUGUAGAGACUGAGACCUUCAUUUCGGCUGUUAUUGGGCUCCAGGAGACGUUCUGUUUGUUUCUACAGAAAAGCCGACACUCCUGUUGAUGUCAUCUUCAUUUGCAGGACUAGACUGAAAGAAUGUCCAGCCGAACGUAGCUGCUCCUUCACUGGUUCUGCUGUGCUCACGUGAUGCAGGCGGGGACUCUGAAGAAAACACGUCCCAGGUGGAAAUGUCACCUUGUUUUUCAGGCCUUUACAUUAAACAGCAGGUUUCAGACUUUUUCUUUAGUUCUUCAAGGCAGACCAGCAUUCUUUACUCAUUUUUUUGCUUAUUGAAGUUUUCUUAAAAAUCUUAUCCUGGCAACCAAAAGUAUGUAAGCUCCAAUAUGAUGGCGGCAUAUUUUCCUCUGUUAUUUCUUAAUGGGCUGGAGGCAACAUUCUUGCCACAGCAACUUUUUCAAAAGAAUCAAAGAUGAGAGAAUUUGUUAAUAAUCAUAAACAUAAUUUCUUUUUCUGGCCUUGUUUCAGGAUUCUAGUGAAGGUUUCAGAAGGAUUAAAAAACUUGUUGAUGUGAUGAAAGACUAGAUCAGAGCAUUAUUGAUUAAGCUAAUCAGAAUUCAACCUUUAAAAUCUGAAAUAUUUGGAGGCCAACAUCUCAGCCGUCCAUGUGUACAGCUUUGACCUUUAAUCGAUCAGACUCCAGUAUUUUCUUCUUCUUUUUUUUAUAUAAACAUUUAGUAUUCGUAGGCCAUGUAUACUUGUUUAAGUAGCUUAAUAAGAACACUUCCUACAUGAUUGUUACUGAGGUUAUUUUAGCAGGAUUUUCCAGGAUACAGUAAAUGUUUGUGAACUUUGACGUGCAGUUACUUCUCUUAGGCUCUAGGAGGCAGCACUUAGUCAAACAUACUCGCUCUGCUUUGCAUUUAGGUUUUUGGCUUCACAAAUCAUUCCUGCUUGUUGCUGUAUGUUUUACCAAACAAUGAGAAACCUGCCGCCUUUUAGGUGAUAAACGCGGUUUCGUUUGCUUUUCAAAGUGUACGAUAGUUUGUGUAAAGCCCGUUCACACACGUUUGUUUAAUCACAGGGUGGCCGCACUCGUUCGCUCAUUGUAAAAUAAAAAUUCAGUUCAUCUGAGCUGUGUUUAAAAAUCUGUUGGAUUUUGUCUAGUAAGUGCCUUACUGUGUUUUAUCUGUUUUGUUUUUGUUGGUUUUUUUUUUUGACAACUUGUAAGGCUCACGCGUGAAUCCACAGCAGCUCCAUUUAGUUUUACGUCAUUGAAACCAUGAAACGGAGCGGCAGAGGAGAACCUGUAUGUUUUGUUGACAAACAUUUGACUGGUCGGUUUGAACGGUUUUACUUGGGUGUUUGAGAAAGAGAGAAACUGUUUUGACUACUAGCAGUUCGGCCUCUCGGCCGCAGGCCGCUUUGAUGCUUAAUGAGGCUUGUGUUGACGUUAUGUUUUUUCUCUCUUUCCAUUGUGUUCAUUCCCUCUGCUUGGAAGAUUAUGUUGUACCUUUUACAGUUUAUUUUAUCUUCAACAUUUUGGAAUAAAAGAUUAAACCCA
This is a messenger RNA of Melanotaenia boesemani (Boeseman's rainbowfish), 6082 nucleotides long. It is a transcript of the gene edc4, whose product is annotated as enhancer of mRNA decapping 4. Gene Ontology annotation, molecular function: protein binding. The transcript has 30 exons. Bases 115 to 4293 code for a protein of 1392 amino acids. Lineage: Eukaryota; Metazoa; Chordata; Actinopteri; Atheriniformes; Melanotaeniidae. Gene Ontology annotation, cellular component: P-body. The record is from RefSeq and is a predicted model, not a curated record. Gene Ontology annotation, biological process: deadenylation-independent decapping of nuclear-transcribed mRNA.